AGCUGAUGGAAGUCACAUGACAGACAUUUUGGAUUUCAGACGAUCAGACAGGAGCUGUUCCGAGAAGUAGGAAACUAAUACAUCUAUUGUAUUCACGUUCACCUGCUUUUACAAAAUGCUUCCGCGUGGAUUAAAAUCGUCUUGAUCAGCCUGCGGAUGAUUAUGCAUUAGCUUUGGACAUUCAAGCAGUCGGUUUUGAUUGAGCUACAGACUACAGCCGCCAUCAUGAGUCCCGAGGGAAAGAGCCUGCUCAACAUCAUCGUCCUGGGCAUCGGCUUCAUGGUCAUGUUUACAGCAUUUGGCACCUGCGGGAAUAUUGAACAAACCGUAAUAAAGAGCUUCAACAGUACAGAGUUUCACGGAAGCGGCUACACAAGCAUGGCGAUCAUCUACGCUGUGUUCUCCACCUCCAACCUCAUCGCACCCUCAGUGAUCGCUGUCGUCGGACCGCAGCUCUCCUUGUUUUUCAGCGGUCUUGUUUACAGCGCGUACAUCGCUGUUUUCAUCCACCCGUACACCUGGUCUUUCUACACCUUCUCUGUGCUGCUGGGAGUCGGCGCUGCAGUGCUGUGGACGGCGCAGGGCAGUCUGCUCACCGUCAACUCUAAAGACUCCACCAUCGGCAGGAACAGCGGCAUAUUCUGGGCCUUGAUGCAGUUUAGCUUAUUCUUUGGGAAUCUCUACAUAUAUCUUGCCUGGCAUGGAAAGACUCACAUAACAGAUAAGGACCGGCAGACGGUUUUCAUCACACUCACAGUCAUCAGUCUGGUGGGAAACUUCCUAUUUUUCCUGAUCCAGAAAGCCGAUCCAGAAGCUGCAUCUGCCCCUACUGAAGCCUCUGAGUCACUUCUGCCAGCAGAAAUCUCCGACAGCAGCUCUGUGGCUCCGUCCCAGGGCCUGGGCUCUCAGGCAUUGGAGGCAUUCAAGAGAUCCAUAGAGCUGGCCAUGACCAAAGAGAUGCUUUUACUCAGCCUACCCUUCGCAUACUCUGGUCUGGAGCUGACCUUUUACAGUGGCGUGUACGGGACAUGUUUAGGGGCCAUGACUCAGUUUGGAGAGGACGCCAAGGGUCUGAUCGGCCUGUCUGGGAUUCUGAUCGGUGUGGGGGAAAUAGUUGGAGGUGGCGUGUUUGGGAUUCUGGAUAAGUGUAACCGCUACGGCAGGAACCCAGUAGUGUUUUUGGGGCUGCUCACUCACAUCGUGGCCUUCUACCUGAUCUUCCUCAACAUCGCCAGUGAUGCUCCGGUCGCUCCAGAGGAAGGCACUCAGAUGCAGGCCUUCAUCCAGCCCAGUGUGGCCGUGGCGCUGAUCUGCAGUUUUCUGCUGGGUUUUGGCGACAGCUGCUACAACACUCAGCUCAUCAGCAUUGUGGGAUACUUGUUCCGGGACGACAGCGCUCCAGCUUUUGCCGUCUUCAAAUUUGUACAGUCCAUCAUGGCAGCGGUGGCCUUCUUCUACAGUAAUUACCUGCUCCUGCACUGGCAGCUGCUAAUCAUGGUGCUGCUGGGCUUCAUGGGCACCAUCACCUUCUUCAUGGUGGAGUGGUCUGUGAUCCGCAGCCGCCGCGACUCUGACUACGGCGGCAUCUGACAGCGCAGAUAAACACACACUGCAUUGACAGAACACUUUCCUCUUCACUCCCAUUGCUGCACGUUCAGAUGCUGGAGCGCAAAGUGGCCAUUCUGCUUUCUGUCCUAGACCCUUUACUUGCACACAAGAAGAGCUGUGGUGAAAAAUCAUUCGAGACUUUCAAAAUGCAUCACUGUUCUCUGUUGAAUUGAUUGUGAGCCAAGUUUAACAGCACAUGGUGCUUUAGGCCAUGUCAUAACAGCAGACUGUGCUCUAGGCUAGUUUUGAACCACAUAUGGCACUCUAGGCUAGUUUAUAACAGCAGAUGGCACUCUAGGCUAGUUUGAUAGCAGAUGGCAUAUUAGGCUAUUUUUAACAGCUGAAGGUGCUCUAGGCUAGUUUGUAAAAACAGACGGCGCUCUAGCAUAGCUGUAACAGUGAACGGCGCUCUGGGCUAGUUUAUAACCGCGAAUGGCACUCUAGGCUAGUUUUGAAUAGCAGAUGGCACUGUAGGUCAGUUUUUACUGGCAGACGGCGCUCUAGGCUAGUUUUAACAGCAGAUGGCACUCUGGGCUAGUUUUAACAGCAGAUGCCGCUCUAGGCUAGUUUUGAACAGCAGAUGGCGCUCUGGGCUAGUUUGUAACAGCGAUUUUUGAACUGAUUUAACACUAGCCUAAAGCACCUUUUGCUCUUUAAAACAAACGUAGAGCACCAUCUGAGGUUUAAAAACUAGCCUAAAGCACAUUCAAAACUGUUCAAAACUAGUCUAGAGCGCUUC
Danio rerio (zebrafish) is the source of this 2347-nucleotide messenger RNA. The record is from RefSeq and is a predicted model, not a curated record. Lineage: Eukaryota; Metazoa; Chordata; Actinopteri; Cypriniformes; Danionidae.